Penicillium malachiteum is the source of this 1539-nucleotide messenger RNA. RefSeq lists its product as uncharacterized. Bases 1 to 1539 code for a protein of 512 amino acids. The transcript has a single exon. Lineage: Eukaryota; Fungi; Ascomycota; Eurotiomycetes; Eurotiales; Aspergillaceae. The record is from RefSeq and is a predicted model, not a curated record.
AUGAGUUCCCAACACAGCCUUGCCAAUGCUUCCCUGAGCUCCAAUACUAUCGGCGCAAGCUCCACAAACUCCGCGGUCCGAUCGCGCCCUCGCCGCCUGGUUUCCUUGAUGGAUGAUGAUGAUGCCACGACCAGCUCAAACAACAAUCAUGCCUACCAGGACUCCCAACCUUUCACAUCGGGUCUCUCCACCACACUCCUCACAGAAGGAACCGCUCGUUCUCGCGGUGCUACACCCUCGCCGCUUUCAUCUCGUGGUGCAUCGCCCCUGCCUAUGAAACAUCCCUCCCGCGUCACCGAGUCUGCAAAUCGAAGUCGCAACGAGCUGGCAUCGUUUGGCUUAAAUGGGUCGUCCAAGCCAGCACGGGGUGCAUCGGAUUUCCUAGAUUCUCCAUGGUCUUCGCUCCAAAAUUUGGCAUCAUCUGUCCUCGGCAGUAAUACAGGGCGGGAAGCAGCAGAUAAUUCAACAAAGGCACAUUCGCGAAGGAAACCCUCUCGAUCGGACCUAUAUAUUCGGGGUAUUCCCAGGUCAACACCGUCAGCGUCCACGUGGGGUCCUUUGGCGCCCGCUUCCCCAGAAAUCGGGAGUGGGACCAAGGAAGAGCGGCAGGCGCUAGUGCAGGCGAAGAAACGGGAAGCAUUGUUGCUAGCGGACUCCGAUCCCAUAGCGAGUCGCAAUUUCCAGCAUAAGAAACGGUAUUCGGGCGAUUUCUCUGAUCAAGUAAUUGAUCCAGAUCACGACGAGGAUGCGCUGGCGUACGUGCAUCGUGUUCAAAAGACGGAUAGCAUCACAGGAGUGACAAUUAAAUAUGGGUGUCAGGCGGCGGUCUUCAGGAAGGCAAAUGGAUUUUGGCCCAACGACAACAUCCAAAGCAGGAGUAUUGUUCUCCUGCCAGUUGAUGCGUGCAGCGUGAAAGGCCGCCCUGUUCGACAAGACGAAACUCGAGAUCUUCUGAGACCAAAUUCCGAAGAUGGAACAGGCAGUUGCAUCCGCCCGACAGAUUCUCUGACCGAUUCGCCUCAGAAUCUGGAUACGAGUGGGAACGUGGAAUCGGAAAGCAACCAGGUCUGGAAACACGAGUCCUGGGUACAAAUAGACGGGUUUCCAGCAGCCAUUGAAAUCGGACGAGUUCCACGAAGAUCUCUUGGAUUCUUUCCACGAACGCGCCGAAAAUCUGUAUCAUAUACCGACUCCGAGCCUGUGUCUGCUGUCUCGUCAGAAGGCCCCGCCUCGUCUCCAGCUUUCUCCGGGUCAUCGCAACUGGAUUCAUCUCAAUCUGCACUACCCCGGACCCGGCCUCGUGAUGGAGAAACACCUAAACCUGGUGGCCAGCGUGGCCAGCGCCCUACCCGACCUCAGCAUCGCCGGCAACGCAGCAGUAUACAUCUUUCAGGAACCGGCGUGGGAACUCUUGACCGCACGUCAACUGCUCCGGGCCCUGCGCUAGAUGGACUGAGCAAGUUUUUCUCUCAGCACAUGCCUCAAUUGGCACCACCUCCACCGCCCCAAGACCCCCCGGAGGCCCUCAUUUGGUUCUGA